Messenger RNA from Phytomonas sp. Hart1, 570 nucleotides. The record is from the annotation of a GenBank genome assembly. Lineage: Eukaryota; Euglenozoa; Kinetoplastea; Trypanosomatida; Trypanosomatidae.
AUGACGCCUCCCGCGUCGUCUGAGUUCGAACGCGGCUGCGUGCGGGUCGCCGCGGUGGACCACUCCACACGGGCCGACGUGGUGGACCUCUGGGAGCAUCUCCAGCGGCGCUGCCAGGAUGGCGGGGCGCGGCCGCGGGGGACGCUCUGCCGGCUCCGCGAGCGCAUCUUCACAGACGGGAUGCGGGAGCUUACGCGGCAGAUCGCGAUCCUCUGCCCGGAGCGCGGGCUCCUCCUGAAUGAGCUCUGCGAACAAAUGGAGCACUCCACAGAGAUGUACAAAGCACUCUAUGAGAGUGCCUGCCAGUACGCCGUCCGCAAGGCAACUGAGCGGGAUCUCCAGAGUCAUUUAUACGUAGAGAAGAAGGUGCUAGAAAGCGAAGUGCGGCGGGUGGAGAAUCGGGUAAAUGAGCUGCAAGCAAAGUAUGACGGCAUGCUUAAGCGCUUUAAGGAGCAGAUGGACUCCGCGCGGCUUGCGCACGAGGUAGAUAUUGAAUAUGUCAAGAAGUCUAAUCAGCAGAUUAUCACUGAAAUCAAGCGCCUGGCUUCGAUAGAAAGUGCUUCAAAUUGA